AUGUCUGUGGAGUAAACAUCCGUGUUUUUUGCACGGAUUAUAUAACAUUAGAUUAUAUAGUCCUUGGUUUGUUGUUGCAUGAACGCGCAAGAAAAGAUCGAUGUGAUUGGUUCGCUUUUGAUUUAGAGGGUUUUUGACGCGAUAAUUUAGCAGAGAUUCGAGUAAACAGGAAAAAAAAAAAACACCUGACCAGUAUAUUUUCAACAUCUCCAGCGCUUAAUGUCUAGACACUGUGGACCUUUGAAUAAAAUAAGUACGUUUUGACAAUUAUCAAGUAAAGAAAAUAUGCAUUUCAGAAUUUUGGGUAGUUUAGGAUAGAUGAAAUGGUAGCCGUAUUAGUCCAGAGAUGAUAGACAAAGAGAAGGAGAUGUGAUACCUUUUAUUGGACUAGCUAAAUAAUAAUUAUUCACAAGCUUUUAAGACCCCAAAGGUCUCUUCUUCGGGUGGAAGUAGGAAAGAGAGAUUGAUGUUUACAUUCAAAGGUUGCAUUAGAACUUUAACAAAAAGAAAUUACUUUUGAAUUACUGCAGUUCUAAUGUAAGGGAAAAAAAGCUGCAUAGUUUAGGGUCAUUCAUAAAAAUGCCUUGGGUCCAAAAAAAUGCUUAAUCCUGUCCAAGUGUGUGUGUGAUUAAUUUACCGUGGUCGUUAUUUUCACCUUACCCAGAGAAGUGAAGAUUUUGCAUACAAAACUUCAGUACUAAUUCUUAGUGCAGUUCUUCAUCUUGUCAACAGAGGCGCUGUGGAUGCUAUCAGAACGUUUUUUUGAUGGUUCAUGGAUGUCGUGAGUUUUCUUCUUGUUCAGCUACUUCCGGAUCAGGUUGUUUACUUUGGGCUCUACUCGAUGUUUUUUCAUUCUUAAAACAUUUAACAAUCACCGAAUAAGACAUUGAGUACAUUUUAAAAAUUUUAAGCGCUAAUAUUGUAUUUUACAUCAACAAGAGCUAUUUGUCGGAGCAAGUGGAUGAUGAAGCGGGACCGGCGCUGUCGGUUCCGCGCUUCGGUGCAGGAGGCUCAGCUGGGACAGCAGGCUGUUGUGAGUAAACGAGGCGGCCGCCGUGGAAGACCGCGAUCUGCUGCUGGGGAGACCCAGGCAGGGGCUAGGAACGAAGGGAGCCAAGGGAGACCAGAGGAGCAUGUGAAUGAGACCGGCAUUGAAGUACAGCACACAGACGAACGCCUCGCCCCUUCAGCUGUAGUAGGUGGUGGUGAAGGAGGAUCAGAGGAAUCGGGUACAGGAAGGACUGUAACCACUGCAUUCUGCCGGCUUUGCCAUGGGAAAUUUUCAUUCCGGAGCCUGCGAAGUGCCUUUGGGAAGAUCCCUGUGAUUGGACAGGGUCCCAGGAAGAAGCAGAAACAGCAGGUUUUCUUUGCUGAUUUCCAGCAUCUGCUGGGUAUGCCAGUGAUGCAGGAUCCAGUCCUCUCCCAGUUUAUCUGCAAGAACUGCCACACCCAGUUCUAUAAAUGCUCCAGCAUCCUACAGGCGUUUAUCCAGCAGGUUAACGUGUCACCAACUGGGAGAGUGAGGUCAGGGUGCAGGGGAAAUUCAUUUUCUGUAAAUUCAGAUGCAGAGAAUUCAAGUUUUGAUGAUCUGAUUACAUCAAGUCCUGGGUGUUUGCGUAGCCUGGUAUCCUGGGCACAUCAGCAUGCCGGGUCGUGCCAUUCCUCCCCCAGCCUGCAGGAGGUGAUGGCGUCAGAGUACUGUGGGGUGGUCCGGGCAGUCUGGACAUGUGGAGACGGACAUAAUUACAUAAUGGACACUGGCUCUGAUCGCACCCCACAGGGGCUGCAUUCUGCAGAAGAAACAGUGAAACCAGAGGGAGAGGAAGGAUCAGGAGAGCCAGCUUCAGGGAACAGUUCUACAGAGCAUGGCAGGCAGCCACAGCUGGCCACAACGGAGCCUUGCAGCUCGGAUUGUCAGCAGUCCAGUUACCCGUCGGCAACAACGCUGGUGACAAACGUAUCGCACCACCAUAUAGAGAGUAAUAAAAAUGCACAGCAAUCACCUUUUGACAGCAUUGAAGGACAGUUAAGCAGUAAAGAGGUGCCCAGUUCAGUGCCACCAGGAGAGGCAUUGGAUGGGGAAGAGGAAGAUAGUGAUCUGUCCGACAGCUCUAUCCUAAUUCUGUCAAGCGACGAUGAGGAAAAGACAAAAAACGGCUCCUCGGAUGAGUUAUUUGAACCUUACCCAGAGAAGAAUAAAGUUUCAAAAAAGAGUGAGAGCAAAGAGGCAAAAAAGACGACUGAACCAAAAGUAAGGAAGAAACCAGGUCCGAAGCCAGGAUGGAAAAAGAAAAUUAAAACUGAAAGUUAUAGAGAAGAGCUGCCUACAAUUUAUAAGUGUCCUUACCAGGGCUGCACUGCUGUUUAUAGGGGGGCUGAUGGAAUGAAGAAACACAUCAAAGAGCACCACGAGGAAGUCCGUGAGAGGCCCUGUCCCCACCCAGGUUGUAAUAAGGUGUUCAUGAUAGACCGAUACCUGCAGCGCCACGUGAAGCUCAUACACACAGAGGUACGGAAUUACAUCUGUGAUGAAUGUGGACAAACAUUUAAACAGCGGAAACACCUCUCAGUUCAUCAAAUGCGGCAUUCUGGAGCGAAACCUCUGCAGUGCGAAGUCUGUGGUUUCCAGUGCCGGCAAAGGGCUUCUCUUAAAUACCACAUGACGAAGCACAAGGCAGAGGCAGAGCUGGACUUUGCUUGCAACCAGUGUGGAAAACGAUUUGAAAAGGCCCAUAACCUGAAUGUCCACAUGUCCAUGGUGCAUCCCUUGACCCAGAAUUCGGAUCAGAACAAAUCUUAUGGAAUUGUACAACUACUACCACCUGGUGACCCGCAGGGAAUGCCAGAAACUCUUACAGAACCAUUAACCCACCAGGGGACUACCAGCUGAAACACAAGCCAGGAGAGAAGCGGGAGUUUUGUAGAAGAUGCACUAAUCAGAACUCGGGUACUGAUUUAUUUUAAGAUCAUACUCAAAAAAGGACUGCAGUGUUACAAUUACAAUUGUCUUAGUCAAGCCAGCAGCAUAUAUAUACUAGCAUUCAGGUUUAAUACCACUAGAAGAGAAUUCAUCAGAAUUGUGUGCGAGAUACUUAGCGCUUUGUCACUAUUUUAGGUGCAAACACACAAAAUAAUAAAACAAAAGGUUUAAAUAUUACAAGUUAACAGUAAACUGGCCCAAAAGCAAUAAGGACUGCCUAACAUUAAGGUUUUUUUUGUUUUUUUUAAACUGUGACAUUUUUAUAAAUUUCUAAAUGAAAUGUGUUUUUAUUCUGCUUUGUAUUUAUGGGCUGAUUUGCACCUCUAACAUUUAUUACAGAAGUGAUUUAUUUCUGUAUUUUAGGUUAAGUGUACCAUUACUGUACCAAGGCAAAAAAAAAAAAAAAAAAAAAAAUCUGAAAAAAGUGCCAUGUAAAAAUAAUUUAUUUUUUCCUAUCUACAACCUUUGAGCAAAUAUUACAAAAAUGUUUAUAUGCACUUGCGCACUGUAAUAGGGUUCGAUUCUCAAACUAUUCGUAAAUGACUUUUCUGACUGAAGUAUGAUACGACUGUGGCUUUAGAUUUCAUUUACAAUUAUAUGCAAAUUAAGGUACAGAAAUGUCAUGUACUAAAUAUUGAAUUAGUUUGUGAUAUGUAAUGUUCAUAGGUUUCUUUAUUAUUAUAGUAGUAAAUGCUAGUCCCUUCGCUAAAAUGUUAUCAGACAAGUUUUAUCCUGUACAGGAACACCUGCUUCCACACAAUCAGUGUACAGAUUUUUAUAAAUAAAUAUAUAUAAAAAGAGAUGUUUUGCCAAGUGUAUGAAUUGAUGAGGCAUUUUAAAGGUUAUGUGGUCAUUCAGCAUGUACAAACAUUUUCACUAUGAGUUUCCAGGACAGCAUGUGAAUGCCUACAUCAAGUCAGGUGUAAAGGAAAAGAACAAUGUGAUGUUUGUGCCUGUAAAAGUAUAUUUAAAAAAACAUUUUAAAAAUUGCAGAGAGUACAUUUAAAUGAUAUCUUGAUAUUCGUCAGCAUAAUUUGCUAAACAUUAAAAUGGACUGUGUAGUUAAAUCAGAUCUGAUAGUGCGUGCAUUUAAAGUAGUUUUUUUAUACAAUAAACAGGUAUGAAUAUAGUGUAAAUAGAUCAUCUUGGUUUCUAUUCCAUAGUUUAGUAUGCGAGACAACUUUUGUUGAACAGGAUUAUUGUUUAGGAAAAAGGUUUAGUUCCUUUUUAUAUUUUUUAUUUUUGAAAAAUCACUACAUAUUUUUACAAUUUUGUGAAAAAAAAAUGUAAUGGAUAAUACUGAUUAACAAAAAAUGCUAUCAUGUUUCAAAAUCGUAGGGCAAGCUAAAUGAACACUUUCAGAACCAUCUUGCUUUAUCGAGCAUUUCUGUUAUGGCUAUGAUAAAAAAAUUCAAUUCAAUUGUGUUUUUAUUUGAACACCCUUGUAAACCAACAACAGACACUUCAAAUAAAAUACUGCUUUCAGUUUUCAAGGUUAAGCUACUGAAAUUUAUAUUUGUUUCUGAACAGUAUAUCAACCCAUAAAGUUUGAAACAUUCUUGAGUAAAGUUUACUUUGCAACAACAUUUCAAUGCACAAUAUUGAACUUUUUUUUUUUAAUUUUU
Molecule: messenger RNA, 4605 nt
Organism: Polyodon spathula (Mississippi paddlefish)
Lineage: Eukaryota; Metazoa; Chordata; Actinopteri; Acipenseriformes; Polyodontidae
Product: zinc finger protein 276-like
Exons: 11
Coding region: 962-2890 (642 amino acids)
Biological process (GO): regulation of transcription by RNA polymerase II
Cellular component (GO): nucleus; chromosome; kinetochore
Molecular function (GO): zinc ion binding; chromatin insulator sequence binding
Source: RefSeq, a predicted model, not a curated record